Messenger RNA from Paramisgurnus dabryanus, 2204 nucleotides. The record is from RefSeq and is a predicted model, not a curated record. NCBI's taxonomy places the organism in Eukaryota, Metazoa, Chordata, Actinopteri, Cypriniformes, Cobitidae.
AGCAUCCCAACCCACAGUGGGAGGAGAUGAGACACGACACCAGCUGCCGGAGCUCAAACUUACACACAGAGCUCCCGUUCACCCUCUACCGGAGAGCUCACGCGCUCGCCUGUCCGUCCGCUCGCUCGCGCUCCACCCGGUUACCCACAACUCGCGUCGACACCCGCCAACUGUCCACAUAGAGGGAGGCGGGAGAAACGUUUGCACGGAGAGGCUGAAAAAACACAACAACCGCCGCUGGAGAGAGAGUUCACCCGCGGGCAGCCCGCGUUCACCCUUCCGACACCGACAACAUGGACAAAGUUUUAACUUGCGUCUUCAUCGUGAUCGGUGUUGUGAUGUCAGCGCGAGCACAGGUGUAUAAAGGCGAUUGUGACUUCGAGAAACCCUUCCAGUCGUGCGGCUAUACCCAAGGGCGAGAUGAUGAUCUUGACUGGGAACAGUUGGACACCAGUGAGAAGCCUUCACUGGAUCCAUGGAUGCCACCUGGUUCAGCGUUUAUGAUGGUAAAUUCUUCAGGCCGUUACGCUGGACAGAAGGCUUUACUCUUCACCCCACAGCUCAAAGAGAACGACACGCAUUGUGUCAUAUUUCAGUAUUAUGUGGCGGGGAGAGAGGGGGGGAGCCCGGCACACCUCAACAUCUACAUUAAAGAAAACAACAGUCCGAUGGGUCUGCCCGUCUGGAACACAUCCGGACCUGUCGGUCGAAACUGGAACCAGGUGGAGCUUGCCAUCAGCACUUACUGGCCUAACUUCUAUCAGAUCGUCUUUGAAGCGGUGACCUCGGGCCAGAGAGGCUUGCUGGCCAUCAAGGACGUCGUCCUCCAGGGCCAUCAGUGCAUGAAUACACCGCACUUCCUUCAUAUUAAAGGGGUGGAAGUGAACGCCGGACAGACGGCCACAUUUCACUGCACUGUCAACGGUGAAUGGAAAGACAACUUUAACCUCUGGUUACAGGGUAUCGGUGGUCGUGAAGCUCCUAUGAAGGCUACCAAGCCGUGGAAUAACCAGCGAUUUAUCGGCAUGUUUGACGUGGUGAACACAACCAAACAAGAUUCUGGACGCUACAGAUGCAUCGUCCACUCGAAUCGUGGCGUCGGUGUGUCCAACUACGGAGAGCUGACCAUCAAACAGCCUCCGGUUCCCAUCGCGCCGCCUCAGCUGAUGGCAGUGGGAGCCACGUACCUCUGGAUUCAACUCAAUGCAAACUCAAUCAACGGAGACGGACCCAUCGUUAACCGCGAGGUCGAGUACCGCACGGUCUCGGGCACCAUGUAUGACCUUCAGCCUGUAGAUAAAACCUCACACAAAAUCGGUCAUCUGGACCCAGACACAGAAUAUGAGAUCAGUGUCCUCUUGACUCGACCCCUGGACGGAGGAACUGGGGCUCCUGGACCUCCACUGAGGGCUCGAACCAAAUGUGCAGAGCCCAUGCACGGCCCACGACAGCUGAAGGUUCUGGACAUCAGAUCUCGUCAGGUUACGGUACGCUGGGAACCUUUUGGCUACAACGUGACGCGCUGCCAUAACUUCAGUCUGACCGUACAGUACCGCGCCAGAGGAGGCGGCAAAGAGGAGAGCAGAGAGGAGGCGUCAUAUGACAGCAAGAGCUCCGCCCCCCAGCACACCAUCCAUAACCUCACACCUUUCACCAACCUGAGCGUUAAACUCGUACUGAGGAACCGCGAGGGCGUCAAAGAAAGUCCUGAAAUCCACAUUCAGACGGAUGAAGAUGUGCCGGACGAAGUUCCUCUGGACUCGAUUCAGGCCAGUGUGUAUGAAGAAAAGAUCGUGUUGAAAUGGAGAGAACCGGCUCACACCUUUGGCAUCAUCACUCAAUAUGAGAUUUCAUAUAAAGCUGUCAGCUCAUUUGACCCCAUGCUGGAUCUUUCCAACCAAAGCGGGAAGGUGAAUAAGCUCGGAAAUGAGACGAGUCACAUCUUUCUGGGUCUUUAUCCCGGAUCUACGUACUCCUUCACCAUCAGAGCCAGCACAGCUAAAGGUUACGGACCGCCGGCCAUCACACAGGCAACCACUAAGAUCUCAGCUCCAUUAAUGCCUGUGUAUGAUCAGGAGACGCCUCUGAAUCAAUCAGACAGCAGUGUGACCGUCGUACUGAAGCCUGCACAGAGCAGAGGAGCUCCUGUCAGGUAUGAGCUCAGUCCACAUGUGUCACACAUUACUGAAGAAGAAUCUUCACAU